AUGCAAAAAGCCAUCCGCCUGGUCGUUCUCCUCGGCUUCGCAUCGCAGGUGAUGGCGCAAACCUGCCCUAUUCUUCCCGAUCCAACACUCACCGUCGGCACUGGAACUGCGCCUGCCGCUUGCUCGAUUGACGAGAUCUGCUACAUGGACGCUAUCGGUGUCGACACAUGUUACAUUAACUGGAUUACUACCACGACAACAGCCCGAACCCCAUCGCAGGAUUGUGUCCGUGUCUUCUGGCCGAUGACUCCCGCUUCUAUAAUCGCCGCCAGUUUGCAGCGGAUCGAACACCACCUCGAGAGGCAAGCGACAGCCACGGAC
Molecule: messenger RNA, 321 nt
Organism: Mesorhabditis spiculigera
Lineage: Eukaryota; Metazoa; Nematoda; Chromadorea; Rhabditida; Rhabditidae
Source: the annotation of a GenBank genome assembly